AUGAUCCAGGGGAGCAGAGAAAGAAGAGAUCAGAGCGGGUGGCAUCCAUGGCAUUUCCUUAAAAAAAGUCCAAGUGUGUUAUGGGGCCUAAAAGGGUUGGCAACCCCAGAUGUAGAGGAAAGGGGGGGGGCUAGCUUGUUUUGACAGGAUUUCCAAAGUGGUGGUGGGGACAGCACAGUCCACUGGAGUCGGUAAACACAUUUUGUUUGUUUCUUUCAUUUCCUAAAGCCCCCCAUAUCAAGAUGUACACAGGAGUGCAAACCAGGGCAGAAGAGAUGGCUGAGAGGAGAACACAACUGCUGCUUUCUGUGUGAAGACUGUCCUGCAAAUUACUUCCAGAACAAAAACGAUCCCCAUGAAUGCACCCCAUGCCCUAGAGAGAAAUGGUCUCCUCCGCAGAGCACCACAUGCUACGACAGAGCGUUUGAAUACCUGGAGGUGACCGACACCCUCCCCAUCAACAUGGUGGCCUUGACGGUCUUGGCCAUGGCCCAAAUGGCCGUUGUCACCGGCAUUUUGGCCAAGCACCGCGGCACCCCAGCCAUGCGCUUUGUCGGUGGUUUCCCCACACUCUCCAUUGUCCUCUCCUCAACCUGCUUCUGCAGCAGCUUCUACUUAUUCGUCAUCAAGCCCACCUCGAUGGUCUGCAAGCUCCGGCAGCCCCUCUUCUUCUUCAGCUUCACCAUCAGCUUGGCCACACUGCUUGGCAAGACACUCCAAAGCUCAGGGCUCGGCUGGACCUUGAAGAGGCCUAAGCUGAGGAAGCACCUGAUGGGCCUCUGCAUUCUCCUCAACAUAGCCAUCCAGGGCCUCCUUUGCCUCGUAUGGUAUUUCUGGAACCCUCCUUCCUUGGAGGAGAGCACCGAGCUGGAGAAGACCAUCCUGGUGCAAUGCCGGGACAGCUCCUUCCCGGGCUACAGCUCGCUCCUAGCCCAUGACUUUGGCCUGGCUGCCGUCUGCUGCCUCUGCACCUUCAUGGGGAACAACUCAGACCAGAGGAAUGACAAGGCCGCCAAGUCCAUUAGCUUUGCAAUGAUCCUCAUCCUCAUCAUCUGGACACUCUUCGUGCCCACCUACGCCACCUCCCAAGGGAAGUUUGUCUCCCUGUUCCAGGUCUUUGCUGGCCUGGCCAGCAUCUUUGCCAUCUUCGGCUCCUACUACUACCCAGUGUGUUACAUCCUUCUCUUCGCACCCCACAUGAACACGGACACCCACUUCCGCUGCCUGCCCCAGAACCCUCCAGCAGACGGCAAGCCAGAUGCUCCAGAAACCAAGUAACGUAGGGAGAAUAGCUGUCAACCGUCCCUUAUUUGGCGGGAAAGUCCCUUAUCACAGUGCUGUGUCCCGCUGCUGUCCCUUAUUGAUGAUGUU
Molecule: messenger RNA, 1371 nt
Organism: Podarcis muralis (Common wall lizard)
Lineage: Eukaryota; Metazoa; Chordata; Lepidosauria; Squamata; Lacertidae
Source: RefSeq, a predicted model, not a curated record